CCGCAAAACCACUUCCUUCUCAUCAGCAAACAUUUUCCCAAAUUUUCUCAGGAAACGAACACCCAAAUCCUUCACCACUUCCCAAUUCUCAUAUCUCAACACCAAAAUGGCUCGUACCAAGCAGACCGCUCGGAAAUCCACCGGAGGAAAGGCGCCGAGGAAGCAGCUGGCGACGAAGGCCGCGAGGAAGUCAGCUCCGGCGACCGGAGGAGUGAAGAAGCCUCAUCGAUUCCGGCCUGGAACUGUGGCUCUCAGAGAGAUCAGGAAGUACCAGAAGAGUACCGAGCUUCUCAUCAGGAAACUUCCAUUCCAGAGGCUGGUGAGAGAAAUCGCACAGGACUUCAAGACCGAUCUCCGAUUUCAGAGCAGCGCCGUCGCUGCUCUUCAGGAGGCUGCCGAGGCUUACUUGGUCGGUCUCUUCGAGGACACCAAUCUCUGCGCGAUCCACGCCAAGAGAGUGACAAUCAUGCCCAAGGAUAUCCAGCUUGCUCGUAGAAUUAGGGGCGAGAGGGCUUAGUGUCCCAAUCUUGAAUCGUAUCUAGGCACAAGAAAAUCAAGUGGAAUAUUAAUCUAUUUAAUCCUCAGGUGUUGUUUUUGUGAAGAAAAAUAUGUGAUGUAUCUUUUUAGGUUUUAGUUUGAACUUUUGAGUAAUAGAUGGUGUAUAUCUGUUGCUUAAUCUAAUGGCUAGUUGGAUUUCGUUAUUUGA
Molecule: messenger RNA, 706 nt
Organism: Morus notabilis
Lineage: Eukaryota; Viridiplantae; Streptophyta; Magnoliopsida; Rosales; Moraceae
Product: histone H3.2
Exons: 1
Coding region: 107-517 (136 amino acids)
Cellular component (GO): nucleosome
Molecular function (GO): DNA binding; protein heterodimerization activity; structural constituent of chromatin
Source: RefSeq, a predicted model, not a curated record